Messenger RNA from Symsagittifera roscoffensis, 1607 nucleotides. RefSeq lists its product as uncharacterized. Lineage: Eukaryota; Metazoa; Xenacoelomorpha; Acoela; Convolutidae. The transcript has 6 exons. The record is from RefSeq and is a predicted model, not a curated record. Bases 203 to 1303 code for a protein of 366 amino acids. Gene Ontology annotation, molecular function: oxidoreductase activity.
UAGCCUCAUUUUUCGUAGCUUCGAACCAGAACUCGCUAGCUCAAUUAUUAUUGCAGUUAUAAACACACUAAUUUGCCGAUAUACUUAAUUUUGUUGCAAUCUUUUCAACAAUAUUUAGAAAUAAACAGCUUUUUUGUUUUUGAUUUAAUUGUGAAUUUGAAUUCAUUUUGAAUUGAUUUAUCCCUUUGAACUGUUUGAAAUCAUGUGUGCCUCACCCAUGGCCAGCAGUGCCACAAAGGCCGCUCCCUUGGUGACAAUAGCGAAUGCCUUCACCAAACCUCACUGGAUCCCAAAGUUCAUCAAACCCUCCUCAGUCGGGGUGAAAAAGGAGGAAUACUCCAUAGAUUGUACCAGGUACCAGAAAAACCUGGGUCGAAAUGACGAGUUAAAGAGAAGAGUGAGAGAUUUGUACCAGAGAAUUGGACUUGUGUACUUGCAGAACACUGGAACUAGAAACGCGGAGGAGCUGCAGAGACCCUUCGAGGGUAUUUUGGGAGGAGGAGGAGUCUACACUGGAGGGGCUAAUCCGAGGUCACCGGUGGAGGGAAAUGUCUACGACACUGGAGUGUCCAUGUCUUCGUUUGUUCACUACCACCACGAGAUGGCCUAUGUUGACACGACAGUGAGGAAUGUGUUCUUCACCUGCAGCGACCUCACUCCGGGAGUGGAUGGGUCCUCCUACGUGUCAGACAACGUCCGAGUCACCGACAACAUCGCCAGGACUCCCCUGGGCAUGAAGCUGAAGGACCUGGGAGUGUGCUACAUCAGGAAACUGACUGACAGGGAACACUACCUCCAUAUUCCACAGGUGGGUGUGUACAACCACUGGCAGAAGUCAUUCUUGACUGGGGACAUGAAAGAGGCGGAGCGGCGAGCGAGAGAGAGGGGUCUGGAGGUGGAGUGGGGACAGAACAGGGAGAUGAUCACGAAGUACUACGCCCCCUCCUACGAGUACUGUCCAGACAUAGAUAGGAAUCUGCUCUACGCCUCACUCGCCGAUCACUCUAUCUGGUUCGACACUUGGCCACUAGUCGAACAUCUUCCUCAGGAGGAUCGUCCGCUGAAGAUGACAUUUGGGGACGACAGUGAGUUCUCGGAGGAGGAAGUGGCCCAGUUCGUGGGCAUCUACGACGACCACGGCAUCCAACUCAACUGGAGUCCUGGAGAAGCCGCCAUCGUAUGCAACUACCGAUUUCUGCAUGGAAGACCUGUGAUCCACCUGAAUGCUGGAGAGGUGCGCACCCUCGGAGUCGUGCUGGGAGAGUUCUUCAAACGCGUGGGUGCACUUCCCGGAAAAUGGUGAACCCAAUACUGUGCAGAAAACUCCAAUGUUAUUUCUCUGCAGCGCACCCAAACACUAUAGCGCUUGCUUCAGAGCUUUCAUCUGUCAGAUCAAUUGGAUUUCAAUGAAGGGAAAAAAAUCGAAACACUUAUAUAAAGGAGCGGCGUUCGACGCCUUUGUCAGUUUGAACAAUAGAUUAGUAUAGAGUUAGAUUACCGAAGUAGAUAAACUUGAUUGACCUUCGAUGACAGACAUAUUUGAUCAUAAAUCAGUUCACUGUGUUAACUAUUUAGAGUAGUUGUACUUAAUUUAAUCCUUUCUCGCA